This is a messenger RNA of Symsagittifera roscoffensis, 4954 nucleotides long. Its product is annotated as zinc finger RNA-binding protein-like. Gene Ontology annotation, cellular component: precatalytic spliceosome. Bases 821 to 4795 code for a protein of 1324 amino acids. The record is from RefSeq and is a predicted model, not a curated record. The transcript is spliced from 13 exons. Lineage: Eukaryota; Metazoa; Xenacoelomorpha; Acoela; Convolutidae. Gene Ontology annotation, molecular function: single-stranded RNA binding; double-stranded RNA binding; zinc ion binding.
GCCUGUUUUUUAAGCCACCCUCUAGUAAAUGAUCAAUUCAUUAGCAUUUGCUGAAUAAAUUUCAGUCAAAUAGGUUAACAGACAAGCUCAUGAGUAGUGAGAUAUCUAAUAGUGAGAGCUUAACACGUAGAAGGAUUGGUUUGACAGUUUGUCUGUUAGUAGGUCGAUUCUAAUUUAACUGCCCAAAUUGGUAAUAAUCAGAUCUUGAUAUCAAAACUUCAUUAGCCAGCAAAAUUAAACGUUAAAUGAUAUAAAACGAAGUUCUGAUCGAGAUCUCGUGUAUCAGGGUAUCCAAUGUCCAAGUCUUCGAAGGACCUACGCACACCUAACAUUCCAAAUAUUUUGAAGGAUUCCCUUCGACUGUCGAAGAAGAUAAGGCGGCGAAAUGUCUCGGGCAAAACUUGAGUUCUUUAACUUUCUGUUAAUUGAACCUGAUUUUUGACACACGAAGUGUGCAUAAUUGUUUUGCCUGGUAACUCGAAAUCCUAUUUUUCAGAUGAAAUCUGACUUCCUUUAACAAACGAUCCUUCAGUGCUAUCCAAAAUUUAUUUGAUAAUCUGACGCUAUUUGAACUCAUUCAUCGAUAUUGGGUAUUCAGACUUCAGCAAAAUCCUUACCUUGAUCAUAAAAGAAAGAAUAGCGUCUUAAUUCUGUCACAAAUUUGACUUUGUCAGCUUUCUAGAAGUUGGUAAUUUCUGUUAUUUUCCAAAAUUUAAUUUCAAAUAAUUUCUCUAUCUGAUAUUGUUAAUUUUUUAAGCUCUAGCUGUUUGGAAGACUUCUAAAUCUUAAGCUGAAAAAGAAGGUCAAGAAAUUUGUGAAAAUGAAUUUUUUCAUGGGCGGCGCGUUCCCUGGUGUUCCAGGAACUACCGGGACGCCCGCAACAACAAACAAUAUGACUGCAGCUGGCUUGAUGCCUGGCGCUAGCCAGCAACAAUCCCCUCAAGCAUCUAUGGUUUCCCCUUUCGCUGCAGCCGCGGGUGUUCCGGGGUUUAGUUUAAAUCCUACCGUUGCCGGGGUUUACAACCCGUAUCAGGCGUUUAACGCGGCGUCUAUGAUGGCAGCAGCGGCGGCUAACCCGCAGAGUUAUGCGGCGUACAUGGCUACCUUUCAACAACAGAUGAAUGCCGCAGCUGUCGCCGGCUAUAAAGCACCGACUGCCGUUAUAACCCCCCACACGCAGAGUAGUGUUGGCAGUAGACAAACAACAGCCAGUACCACUCAAUCAGCAGGAUUCAAUGCCACAGGCAGCAGCGCCUCCAAUCAGUCCUAUACUAACUACUCUGAAGGCAGCUCAUCGAAAUCUUCUACUUUUAACUCUAAUAGCGGUAGUAUCCAGAAGUACAACAAACCCUACACCAGAGACUACCAAUCAGGAUCGCGUGACAACAGUCGCUAUUCGAACAAAAGAAGUGUAACUGGCUCGAAUAGUCACCCUGUGUCUUACAACAAAACCCUAACAGGAGGCGACAGUUCUUCGGAAUAUAAGAACAGCUCAUCGUCAUCGUCGAAUCGGGAUAAUGCCGGCAACAAUAGCGGAAGUUUUUCGACAUUCGGAAGCCCGUCUAAAGUGGGCUAUGUUCCCUCAGAUAAAAGUGGGGCUUACUCUAGUGAAGUUGGAGGUAGCUCCAGAAUCACGUCUGGAUCUUCGUCUUCAGGAAGUUAUCAGAGCCAGAGUUCUGGAGGAGGUGGCGGCAGUAGCAGUGGAAGUGGAUACCAGAGGGCUAGCAGCGGUGCUGGUGACAGGAGUGUUGGGAUUCAGGGCAGCGGUGGCAGUUCUUCGUCGCAGUAUAUUCCGAGAGGACCGUUGCACUACUGUGAUGUGUGUAAAAUUAGCUGUGCGGGACCCCAAACAUAUAAAGAGCAUCUGGAAGGUCAGAAACACAAGAAGAAAGAACAGCAAAUCAGAGCUGGAGUGGUUUCGGAAUCAGGCUUGCAGUCUUCGUCUCAGCAGGUGCAAAAUGUAAAGCCAGGCCAGAAGACAUUCUACUGUGAGCUGUGCGAUGUGACCUGCACAAGUGCAGACACUUACAAUGCACAUGCACGGGGUGCAAAGCAUGUGAAAUGCGUGAAAUUGUACCAGAAGAUGAAUAAACCGAUUCCUCCGGCUAAAGAAAUGAUAGUAACAGCUAUGGGGGAAGAACCAACAGUCGUGACGCAUAAGCUGAACCAGGGAAGAAAUAAUACAGGGGGAGCAAGGUUUGGCAGUUCGGGCGGAUCUGGAGGAUUCGGAGGUGGUUCAGAUUUUAAUCAAGGGGGAACUGGCAGGAAUAAUGCGGCGGGAAAAUCAUAUGGGUAUGGAGGAAGCGAGAAAGAGUCGACCACUGCGUCGACAACUCUAAAAGGGUUAUCGUCCAAAAUUUCAUCUCCAUCUGCGGUACCUAAGCACGUUGAGACACUGACAACCACGACUUAUGUGGAGGAUGGCUUACUGAAGGACGAGUGUGACCCUGAGCCGAUCGGAGGCGAGUACAUUGACGAACUGAGAGACCCAGACACGCACAAAUUGAUAGAGUUCAACUGCAAAUUGUGCGACUGUAAGUUCAACGACCCAUAUGCCAAAGACAUGCAUCUGAAGGGAAGGAGACACCGCAUCAUGUACAAGAGGAAGGUCAACCCACAACUGGAGGUGGAGAUCAAGCCAGGUUUCCGUAACAAGAAGUUGAUGGAGGACAGAGAGAGGAGCAGGAAACAGAGGGAGAUGUUGCACCGGAGACUGGCAGAGGAGCACAACAUGAGGAUGCAGAUGCGCAGACUGGAACAGGAACUCUACUUCCGAGUUCCAGCUACUUCAGGACCCUCACUGAAUAACGACAGUGCCGCCUGGGAGUCAUGGGAUGACAGACACAUGUUAUCCAAGCAUAGCAGCAUCUACCCCUCAGACGAGGAACUGGAAGCAGUCCAACUCAUAGUGGGCAGGGCUGAGAAAGUGUUGAAAGUGGUGUCGGAUAAACUGGCGCUAGAGGAUAUGGGCGAUCCGGAGGUUAAACAGAGAGUUGAAGCCGCGGCCGCCAGCAAGCAGAAGAAAGCAACUAAUACUACUGGAAGUGAUGUUGUAGUCACUAGUUUAACUGAGUCAAGCAGCUCGGACUCGAAGGCAAUGGAAAACGACGAAUGCAAUGCGGAAAGUGAUAACACGAAGGCAGUUGAAGACGCGAGUUUGAGAAUGAAAGAACUGGAAGAAAAGACAAAGGCAGAUAAUAAAACUCACGAGAUAGACAGUGCAUAUCGACAAGUGAAGGGUGUUAUGCGAAUAGGGGCUCUGGCCAAGGGACUGCUGUUGAAGGGGGACAAACUGGUGGAACUGGCAGUGUUGUGUCAAGACAGACCGACCAAGGCUCUGUUGGCACGCAUGUUCAAAUGCUUCUCACAGCAGAUGGGUCAAAUCACAUCCGAUAAAUACAGUUAUGAGGUCAAAGUGCAAGACUGUGCCAUUCUGAUGACGUCAGAACAGGAUAGCUACAAGAUACAACUGAAGGCCAGUCUCACUUCACCGGCAGUUGAGCUGGCAGCACCAGUAGCACAGCAACAGGAACAGAAGACCCACAGUGAGGGGGGAUGUUCUAGUGAUAAUACGACUGGCGAUGGAAAGACAUCAGCCAAUAGCAACUUGCUCAACAAGACCCGAUGCUUAGCACUGCUGGCUGAGUUGAGGCGUGCCAAGUGGUUCCAGUCAAGAGCGGCCAUGGUGCCGUCGUGCGUGAUUGUCAUGCGCAUCCUGAAAGACCUCAUGAGGAGAAACUCCAACUGGGGAGGCCAUUCUCUUCCCCUUCAGUGGACUAUGGAGGUGGUUGUGGAGAAUACAUUGGGGGCAUGCAGUACUCCACUCAGUCCGGGAGAUGCCAUGAGGAGAGUGUUGGAGUCGCUAGCAGGGGGUAUCCUGUGUGCUCACCCGAUCGGAGUGGGUGUGUUGGACCCUUGUGAACCCCAUGAGGUAGUGGACUUGACUGAGGGUCUGAUGCUACAGAGUAGGGAGGAUGUGACUGCAAGUGCACAACAAGCUCUCAGACAAAUAGUGUUCAAACAGAUACACAAGUUGCUCGGCAUGGAGAUGAUUCCUGCGCCCACUCCUGCCCAAAUAAGGAAACGGAGAAUGGACCAAAUGGAAAUGAUCAACAAGGCUCGUGAACAAAACAUGAACAAACAAUAUUCACUGCAGCAUCAGCAGCAAAACGAGACCGCCUCUGUCUCGGCAAAAAGAGAAAAACGAGAUGAUGCGAGUUUAAACGAAAAGGUCGACAAAGUUUUAGAAAAAGCGAAUAAUUCAACAACGGAUUCAAAUAUGGAGACUAAUGACAAAGUUUCACCGCUUAACGAAGAGGUUAAAGGAAAUUUAGAGCUUUCGCAAAACAAUUCUGAUGAUAAGGCUGUUAAUAGUUUGCCACUGGACAUCAAUUCUUCAUUACCUGCGGGUGCCGUUGAUAAAAAGAUAGACCCCAUGGGCAAUAAACAUUUCGAUGAUGCAAUCUCAAGAUCUGAAUUAGGGAAAGAAACUUCCGAAGGUCUGACGGGCAACUCAGAGUUCGACACACCCAACGACCAAUACAGUUAUUAUGAGUCAUCAGAACACCCAAAUGAGUCCAUGGAUUUCCAUGCGGCACACCAUAAUGACAACUGGGUGGACCCUGGAGGCGAGGCAGCCUACGAAGCCAUGGGCUAUGAGGAUCCCUAUGAAUCGUAUUACGGACCGUUGCCACAACAAAGAGGCAUGGGCUUUGGGUACUCAAACCCUAGGUUUUUUAGACCAUGGCGAGGAGGUGGAAUGGGAAGAGGAGGCUUCAAUAAAUAUCAGUGGUGAAAUGUGAAAUGAAUCCCGUUCAGUAACGUGCGAAAAACUCGUUGAAAUCGUUGAAUGAACAAUUUGUGUGGUUCAAAAUUAGAUAAUAUAUUUUGAUUGUAAUUGAAAUGCUUGUUUUGUUCUCAACGCAUGGAUUAGAAAGUAAAAAGUUCCGUUUAA